AUGGAUAAUUGGAAAAAGAUGUUUAAUUCACACCAAAGUACUCAAUUUCAUAAACAAUCUAUUACUGCGUACGAAAAUCUAGUAAAAAUUCAAGAGGGAGGUCAGGAGAAUGUAAUAGACUUAAUAGAUGGAAACAGAAAAAAAAAACAGGUGGCAGAAAAUAGAGCUAAAAUUAAACCACUUAUAGAAACUGUAUUAGUAUGUGGUAGGGAGGAAAUGUCACUUAGAGGACAUCGAGAUGCCGGGGAACUGAAAAUAAAUAAUAGUUCCGCAAAAGAAGGAAAAUUUCGUGCAAUUUUAAAAUAUAGAGAAAAAGGGGACGCUGAAUUAAGAGAAACACUUGAGCAAUCAAAUAAAAGAGCCACCUAUAUAAGCCCAAAAAUUCAGAAAUAA
Molecule: messenger RNA, 393 nt
Organism: Psylliodes chrysocephalus
Lineage: Eukaryota; Metazoa; Arthropoda; Insecta; Coleoptera; Chrysomelidae
Source: the annotation of a GenBank genome assembly